Molecule: messenger RNA, 804 nt
Organism: Cucurbita pepo subsp. pepo (vegetable marrow)
Lineage: Eukaryota; Viridiplantae; Streptophyta; Magnoliopsida; Cucurbitales; Cucurbitaceae
Product: small ribosomal subunit protein uS15
Biological process (GO): translation
Cellular component (GO): cytosolic small ribosomal subunit; ribosome; nucleolus
Molecular function (GO): small ribosomal subunit rRNA binding; structural constituent of ribosome
Source: RefSeq, a predicted model, not a curated record
CGUAUAAAAUGCUCUGCCAAGGCUAUCUAGGGUUCUGGUUAUUCGGCCGUCGCGGUAGAGCAACUCUUCUUGAACUCCAUAGCUAGGGCAAACAGAGUUCCGCUGCCUUAGACGUUAACCAUGGGUCGUAUGCACAGUCGAGGUAAGGGUAUUUCCGCCUCUGCAUUGCCCUACAAGAGGACGCCGCCAAGUUGGCUCAAGAUCUCUUCCACGGAUGUGGAAGAUAAUAUCUGCAAGUUUGCGAAGAAGGGUUUAACCCCUUCUCAGAUUGGUGUCAUUCUUCGUGAUUCUCACGGUAUAGCUCAGGUCAGAAGUGUUACUGGAAGCAAAAUCUUGCGUAUUCUUAAAGCCCACGGGCUGGCACCCGAGAUUCCUGAGGAUCUUUAUCACUUAAUCAAGAAGGCAGUUUCCAUCCGUAAGCAUUUGGAGAGGAACAGGAAGGACAAGGAUUCCAAGUUCAGAUUGAUUCUUGUUGAGAGCAGAAUUCACAGGCUUGCUCGUUACUACAAGAAGACCAAGAAGCUUCCACCAGUUUGGAAAUAUGAGUCAACAACUGCCAGCACCCUGGUCGCAUAAUUUUCAGUUUGGGCAAUUUUCGAUUGGUUCCAUAUGAUUUGGUUUUGUCAGUGAAUUGGGUCAUAUAUAGGUUGGUGGAGUAGUGAGAGUUGUUACUUGGUUUUCAUUUAUGGUUUCAGUUUUUAAUUUAGUAUGAAAUGUGUAGACUUAUUUGGCCAGAUUAAAAAAGCAAACCGGAAAAGAUUUUGUUGCCUAUAAAUUAUAAUAUGGCAGGAUGUUUCGUUUAAA